AUGUGCCCUAUACCUGGCGAUAAGCUUUUUGGCUUAUCAAACAACUUAAAUUUCUUUAAAAGCAGCUGCUCUGUUUUUAUUAUAGAUGAAGAAAAACUCAAUCUUCAAUUUAUUCAAAAAUUUAGCCUUUCAGAAGCUUCAUUUCAAAGAGGCCCAGAAAAAAUUAUUUUUUCAAUAGAUGAAGACAAUGCUCUCAAAACUUUUCUUAUAAUCCCAAGAAUUAUAAAGAAUGUUGGAACUUAUUAUAACAAUUUUUUUUAUAUAUCAAUGAAAGAUAUACUAGGGUUUGAUCUGGUUAAUCAAAGAUGGCAUGCAAUAGUUAAAAGUGAAGAAGAUCGUUUUUGAUGCUCUUCUCUAUCAUUUAAUAACUCGAUAUUGGCUUUGGAAUAUGAAAGAGAAGAAAUUUAUAUUAUAGAUCUUUUAACUUUAUCAGUUUCUUGGUACUCUCUGCCGCUUAAAAAAAACGAUAGUGCAAAAAUCCUUUUCAAAUUUAGUGUAUUUGGUUGAUUUUCAUGGGAUAUUACUAGAAAGCUCUAUAAAUGACCCUUUUAA
Molecule: messenger RNA, 552 nt
Organism: Blepharisma stoltei
Lineage: Eukaryota; Ciliophora; Heterotrichea; Heterotrichida; Blepharismidae
Source: the annotation of a GenBank genome assembly